Dipodomys spectabilis (banner-tailed kangaroo rat) is the source of this 12004-nucleotide messenger RNA. It is a transcript of the gene Alms1, whose product is annotated as ALMS1 centrosome and basal body associated protein. Gene Ontology annotation, cellular component: centriole; centrosome; cytosol. The transcript is spliced from 25 exons. NCBI's taxonomy places the organism in Eukaryota, Metazoa, Chordata, Mammalia, Rodentia, Heteromyidae. The record is from RefSeq and is a predicted model, not a curated record. Bases 7 to 11898 code for a protein of 3963 amino acids. Gene Ontology annotation, biological process: regulation of centriole replication.
GCGAACAUGGAGCCUGAAGACCUGCCGUGGCCGGGCGAGCUGGAGGAGGAGGAGGAAGAGGGGGAGAAGGAAGAGGAGGAGGAAGAAAAGGCGGUGGAAGACAUCGUUGCAGUGGAGGAAGACUAUGUAGUGGAGGAAGACCAUGCGGAGGCGGAGGAAGAAGCGGUGGUAGCGGACGUAGCGGCGGAGGUCGAGCGGGCGGAGGUCGAGCGGGCGGAGGUCGAGCGGGCGGAGGUCGAGCAGGCGGAGGUAGCGGAGAAGGAGGACUCAGAGAAGUCGGACGAGACCGUGCUGGUGGAGGAGGUGGAGGAAGAGGCCAGGCCGGAGUUGGACGUGGAUUUCGACUUCGAGUUCCAGUCUCAGUCUCGUGAGAGUAUCGACGACGAGGUGGACGACGAGGAGGAGGACGAGGAGGCCAAGGCCUGGCUGCAGGCGCCCCCCGAAGCGAGUUUCUCUCCGCCCCCGCCGCCGCGGCACAGCUACCUGACGGGCGAGCGGACCAGCAGGGAGAAGAUUGUUCCACUGACCUGUAAUAUAUGGCAACAGCCAUUAUAUCAAGGCAAUGUUAGAACACAAAUUUCUGAUACCAGUUUUGUCUCAUUGGAAACAACAAGCCAGUGGAGUUCUGAGGAUGAUCAGAGAAUGGAAUCUUGGCAUGGUCUUCUACAAGAAAAAAAGUCUUCUCCUCAAAACUUGGAUACAUCCCAGACCAGGAUUAAUUUGAAAGCAGAAAGAUCUAAAGUGACCGAGUCUUCCUUUUUGGAAGAAGGUGUGUUGACCCAAUCAGAAGGCCAAGUGAAGAAAUUGAGCUCUCCACUGCUAGUAAUACAGGAUGAUGACUUUGCUACUCCUGAUUUGCCUUUGCUGACAUGUUUGACACAAGACCAGGAGUUUGGGCCUGAUUCCUUAUUUCACCAAAGUGAACUAGAUUUUGCACCUCUGAGAGGCAUUCCUGAUAAAUCUGAAGAUAUUGAAUGGUUUUCUCGACCAUCAGAAGUUAGUGAAGCUUUGCUCCAGGCUACUUCAGAAGCAUCUUCAGAUUUGGUUAACAGUUGCUUUAGUGUAUCUCAGUAUCCUCUUAUAAGUAGCACAAAUGUUGGGUCUCAGCACUCUUGUUUAUCUCCUGAACAAAAGAGUGAAGAAUAUGUUGUUAAUGACCUAAAAACCCCCAAAGACUUUGACAGUUACAAUGUUCUUUGUUCAUAUAUGUCAUGGAAGCCAGGAAAAGAUACAAAGCAGUCAGAAAACAAUUUAGCUGAUAAAGAUCAAAUUUCAGUUUCAACUUUAUCUGCCAUUAGUGAUGACAACAUAGCUACUAAGUCAAAUGACAGUUUUGAUGCUUCUUCUGAACAUGUGCAGUGUUGGAAAGAGGAAGCUUUACAGCAAGCAGAAACGUGUCUAAACAGUACAGACAACAUUUGUUUUCCACAAGAAGUUGCUACUCCUCCUCAUAGUAAAAGGUCAUAUUCUUUUCUGCGAUGUUUAUUGGAAAGACGAGGAAAAAAGGGGGCCCCUUUGGACCCUGAAAAUCAUUAUUUUGAGAAUGUUGAUUUAAGAGUUCCAGCUGAGAAUGAGGUGAAACAAAAGAUGGAUUUUUUGGAGGGAUAUGAAGGAAAUGAAGAAGAUCUGCAGAAAGAGUUGUCCCGAUAUUUUGAACAAAAUGAGAGUAGAAGUAAUUUGGCAUCUUCAGAGGUACAUCCCACAUCUCCAGAGAUGAAUUAUGCUGAGAAUGUUGUAGUUGUGGAUAAUUCUGUACGGGUUUCAGAAGCUCAUAUACUCUCCAGGGGACAUGAUAUCUCUAAGACAGAAGCUUCUAGUGGUCCUCUUCAGACAGUUGAAGUCCAGCUGGACGAGACAUCAGAGCCACUGUAUUUUGAAGAGGAAAGAAACCAAAAGGCAACUUCUAUUUUUGAGGACCUGCAUGGGAAGGCUAAGUCUGAUGUGAUUACUCUGGAUGGUGACAGUAAAUGUCGUAGCCUUGAUGAACAUGCUGUUGUGUGCUGUGAAAAAGUUGAUGAACUACAAGGAAAAACAUGUGAUCAAUAUAAUUUAGCUACUAGUGAGUAUGUUGAGCUAGCAACUUUAGAGAACUUGCUUGAUGAUCUUUGUGAGAGCUCCUUGAAUUGGCAGCCUACUUUACAAUCAUCAUCUAAGGAGAACAAACCUGUAAGUCAUUCUAAUUUGUGCAUUAAUCAGUCCUUUUCAUCUUCAUUGCCUUCAUUUGCUCCAUAUGAGCCAACUAGAGACUCGGAACAUCAUUCUUCAAAUCUGAGAAUGUUGAGGGUAUCGCCUGACACUGUAACAAAGAUUGUAGGAGAUACUACUGAAGGAGGCAAAGCUGAAAUUACUGAAUCUAAGUUGGAAUCAGUUAUCACUACCACUCCUGGAGAUUCAGACCUUGGAUCUCAUUUAUCUAUGUCCUUUGAGGAAUUAUCUCGGUUGGCUGCAAGUUCUUCUCAAGAGUAUACUAUUGGUCAGCACAUUGAUACUCUUAGUCAGAAAGCUGUGACAGAUAGUCAUUUAACUGAAGAGAAUCUGAAAGUCUCAGAUAUUUAUGAGCCAGUUGACCAGAACACUGAGAUAACAGUACCUACAACUUCUUACUUAGAUACGCAGAGGGGUGGUAAUUUAUACCAGGAGGGUUUACCAGAAGGUUAUCUAAUUGGUCAGCCACUGACAUCUGAUGACCGAAAGUCUGGGAUAGCAACAGUAUCCUCUGUUCCCUACUCACCUAGAGAUCAGCCUGGUAUUUUCUACCAGCCAGUUGAGCCAAAAGGUCACUUACCUGAAGAGACUCUAAAAUCUUCAGCUCCUCUUGGUCCUGCUGACCAGAAGACUGGGAUAUUACUUUCAACUAAAAAUUCCUACUCACAAAGAAAACACCAAGAGAGCUUGCCAGUUAGUCACCCAACUGAUUGGCCACUGACAACUUCAGCAGCUACAAAAUCACCUGACCACAUGACUGGUAUACCAGGUGUAACCUUUUCUUCUUACUCACAAAGAGAGAAACCUGGUCUUUUAUACCAGCAGCCUCUGCCAGGUAGUAACCUACCUGGAGAGACUCUGAAAGUUUCAGCCACUUUUAUUCCAGCUGUCCAGAGGACUGGCAUACCAACAGUAACCCCUACCUCCUAUUCUCAAAGUGAUAAGCCUGAUACUUUCUACCAGCGGUCUCUGCUAGGUAGCCAUCUACCUGAACAGACUGUGGAAGGUUCACUCCCUCUUACUCCAGCUGACCAGACAACUGGCAUACCAACUGUAACUGCUGUUUAUUUACAGAGAGAUUGGUCUGAUAUUUUCUUUGAACAGUCUCGAUUAGGUAGUUACCUACCUGAAGAUACUCAGAAAGCUUCUGUUACUCGUAGGCCAGCAGACCAGAAGAGCGGCAUACCAAUUGUAACUUCUGUUCCCUACUCAUACAGAGAGGAACCUGAUAAGUCCUUCCAACAAGUGUUGCCAGAGAGUCAUUUAAAUGAGGAAUCUCUGAAAACCUCAGGUAUUAUUGGGUCUGAUGACAAGAAGACCAGGAUACCUACAGUAUCUUCUGCUUUAUACUCAAAUGGAGAAAAGUCUCAUGUUUUUUAUCAUCAGGCCUUGUCAAAAAGUCAUCUAACUGAAGAGUUGCGGAAAGUUUCAGUUAGUCCUAGACCAGGUGACCAAAAGAUUGGUAUGCCAUCAGAAUUGCCUAGUUCCUACUCUCAUAGAGAGAAGCCUAGUAUUUUUUUCCAACAGACGCUGCCAGGGAGUCAUCUACUUCAAGAAGCUCUGAAAGUUGCAUCUGAUUCUGGAUCAGCUGACCAGAAUUUGGGGAUACAAGCAGUACCCUCUAGGCCUAGUGUCAUCUAUCAACAGGAGUUGCCAGAUAGUCAUCAAGUAGAAAAGUCUUUAAAAGUUGUAGUUGUUCCAGGACCAAAUGGUCAGAAGUCUGGAAUAUCAAUAGUAUCUUCUACUCCCUACUCACAGAGAGAGAAGCCUAUCAUUUUCUACCAACACACCCUUCCAGAUAGAAUUGUAGAGGCUAACAAAAUUUUAUCUGUUUCUGGAUCAGCUAAUCAAAUACCUGGUGUAUCAAUAACACCCUCUACUUCCUACUUAUGUAAAGAGAAGUCUGGUAUUUUCUAUGAGAAGAGGUUGUCACAGAGUCAUCUAACUGAAGCAACUCUGAACAUUUCAGGUGUAUCUGGAACAAGAGACCAGAAAACAGAGACACCAAUACCUUCUGCUUCCUAUUUACAGAGAGAGAAGCCUGGUAUUUUUUACCAGCAGGCUGUACCAGGUAGUCCUAUACCUAGAGACUCUCUGAAAGUUUCAGUUGUUCCUGGUCCAGCUGACCAGAAUACUGGAACACCUAUAGUUGGUAAGGAGUCCAUUAUUUUCUAUCAACAUGCUUUGCCAGGUAGCCCUCUAACUAAUGGCGCUUUGAAAGUUUCAGCUAUUUCUAGACAGGCUAAACAGAAGAUAGGGACACCCGUAGGACCUUCAGAUUCCUACUUACUUGGAGAAAAGUCCAUUUUCUACCAAGAGGGCUUGCAAGAGAGUCAUUUACAUAAAGAUCCUUUGAAAGUUUUAGUUUUUCCUGAAGAAGUUGACCAGAAGCCUGGGAUACCUCCUGUAACCUCUUCAUCCUACUCAGGUCAACAGAAAACUAUUGUUUCUUACCAACAGGAAUUGCCAGAUAGUAAUCAGACUGAAAAGAAUAUGAAUAUUUCAGUUGUUCCUAGACCAACUGACCAAAAGUCUAGGAUAUCAACAGUACCGUCUGGAAUUUCUUUACAACAAUAUUUGCCAGAUCGUAGUGAAGAAGUUUUGAAAGUUUUAGGUGUUUUUAGACCUGCUGAACAGAACACUGGAAUACAAAUAGUAACCUCUACUCCUUACUCACAUAAAGAGAAGCCCAUUAUUUCUUACCAGCAAGAGUUGCCAGAUAUUACUACAGAAGCACUGAAAGUUAUAGGUGUUCCUAGACUUGCUGAUGACAUGUCUGGGAUAUACAUAGUACCUUCUCCUGGCUACUCACAGAAAGAGGAACCUGUUAUCUCUUACCAGCCAGAGGUACCAUCUCUCAUUGAAGGAACUUUGAAAACAGGGGUUUCUGGACCUAAAGAGCUGAAGACUGGUAUACAACUAAUGACCGCUAGUCCCUACUCUCAUACAGAGAAGCCCAGUGGUUUUUCUCAGCAGGAAUUGCCAAAAAUUAGUAAAGAAGCUGCUGAUGCUUUGGUUUUUCCUGAAACAAGUGACCCCAAUAUUGGAGUACCAACAGUACCUGUAAGUUACUACUCACACAUAGAGAAGCCCAUCGUUCUCUCUCAACCAGGGUUACCAGCCAGCCAUCUCACUGAAGAGGCUCCGAAAGUUUCAGCAGUUUCUGUAUCAGCAGAACAGAAGAAACCAACAGGACCUUCUAGCUCCUCUCAGAGAGAGAAUCCCAGUGAUUUUUACCAACAGACCUUGCCAGAUGGUGAUCUAACUGAAGGGUCUCUGAAGUCUUCAACAGCUCCUGGACCAACUGAGCAGAAUAGGAGUCCUACAGUACCAAGUUCCUACUCUCAUAAAGAGAAACUCAAGAUUUCAACUGCAAAUCUACUGGAUGACCAGAAGACUGAGUUACCAACAGCUACCCAUAGUUCCUACUUACAGAGAGAGAAGCCCAAGGUUUCAACUGUGAUUGGAUCAGAUGACCAGAAGACUCCGUUGGCAGUUUUUCGUAGCUUCUAUCCUCAAAAAGUAAAGUCUGGCAUUUUCUUUCAACAGCAGUUGCCACAUAAAGAACAAAGUAAAAAUAUUUCAACUGUCCCCGAACCAACUGAUGUAAAAACUGGGAUACCAAUACCUUUACCUAGUUCUCAUUUACACCAAGAGAAAGCUAGUGUUAUUUCUUUACAGGAAUUGCCAGACAGACAUUUACCUGAAGAUGUGCUAAAGGUUUCAACAGCUCCUGAGCCAGUGGACCAGAAAACGGUGUUGCCAACAGCUUCUUCCAGUUCCUUUUCACAUAAGGAAAAAGGGAAUAGUUUCUAUCAGAAGGAUUUGCCAGAUAGACAUCAAACUGAAAAUUCUCUGAAGGGCUCAAGUGGUCUUGGGAAAGCUGAGCAAAUUACUGGAUUACCUACAGUUUCCUCUGGUACUUACUCACAUGACAAGAAGCAAGAACUUGUAUCAGAACAUGUCCAAAGACUAGCAGAUAAUUUGAAUUCUGACUCCAAUGUCAGCUCAAACAAUAUGCUUUUAAAUUCUGAAACUGAUGAUGGAGUUAUAAUAAGUAAGCCAGAAUCUCAGAGCUUUGGAGAUGUUGUCUCUGAGGAAAUCCGGGAUUCAGACAACGGUUCCAAAACGCUUAAAGAAAUUCGGACUCUCUUAAUGGAGGCAGAAAAUAUAGCUCUGAAACGAUGCAAUUUUUCUGCCCCCCUUGUCCCUUUCAGAGAUGUUAAUGAUAUUCCAUUUGUACAAUCAAAGAAGAUGGUUUGCUUCAAAGAACCCUCCAAAACUGAUGUAACUAACAAUGAAUUGUUGCAGAGACAAACAUUUACAGAGGAAAGCCCAAGUAUCAGAUGUAUACAGAAGGAUAUUGGCACACAGACAAAUUUGAAAUUCCAGAGAGGCAUUGGAAAUUGGGAGUUUAUUAGUUCAACUACACUUAGAAGUCCUCUACCGGAAGCAGAAAGCAAACCCAGAGUGUCAUUGGAUGGACCUUUUAGGCAGUAUGAAGCAGCCAGAUCUAUGAUGAGGUCUGAACCUGAAGGCUAUAAUGGAACCAUUGGGAAUAAGAUGAUUAUACCUAUGAUGACUAUCAUAAAAAAUGAUUCAAGUAGUGAUGUAAGUGAUGGAAAUGGUUCCUGCUCAUGGGACAGUAAUUUACCAGAGUCUUUGGAAUCAGUUUCUGAUGUUGUUCUAAACUUUCUUCCAUGUGUUUCACCAAAGACAAGCAUAACAGAUAGCAGAGAGGAAGAGUGUGUGUCAGACAGUGAGGAUGGUUAUGAUAGUGUAGACUCACUGGCUGCACAUGUGAAAAACCUUCUGCAGUGUGAAUCCUCAUUGAAUCACGCCAGACAAAUACUUAAAAAUGCAGAGGAAGAGGAAAGUCGGGUACGAGCACAAGCUCAAGCCUGGAAGCUGAAGUUGAAUUUAGCACAUGAUUAUGGAUACCCCAUUUCAGAAUUAAAUGAAGAUGACAGAAGGAAAGUAGAAGAGAUCAAAGCAAAGUUGUUUUGUGAAGGGAGAACAACCGACUUCUCAGAGAGUCCACGAGGAAUAGGAUGUCCACCUGAGUCUGUAUGCAGUCACAUUAUUAUUGAGAGCCAUGAAAAAGGAUGUUUCAGGACUGUGUCUACUCAACCACCACAAGUGAACAGCCACCCUUGUGUUUCUAGAUCUGUUGAACCCUCAGAAGUGAUAAGAGGACGACGUAGCCCAGCACCCUGGAGAAACAGACACAUCAACUUUUCUAAAUCACUAGAUCAGAACAACCCCCAUCUCAAAGUUUGGAAUUCCUUGCAGUUACAAAGUCAUCCCCCUUUUCAAAACCUUAUGCAUGAUGACUUCAAAAUUAGCAAGAGUUUUGGAAUGCCAUUCCGUGAAAACAUAGAUCCUUGGUUGUCAGAGAUAGAACCUGCUUUUGUGCCACCUAAGGAAGUGGAUUUUCAUUCUUCACCACAAAUACAGCCCUCAGAACCCAUGAAACAGUUUACUACUUCCAUCACUUUUUCAUCUCACCGACAUUCUAAAUGCAUUUCAGAUUCCUCUGUUUUUAAGGUUGGUGUUACUCAAGGUAGCCAGUAUACUGGAGCACCUGUGGGGGUAUUUAAUUCACAUGUCAUUGAAGAGCAAAUUUCUCCUAGAGAUCUUAAACAGAAAGCCUCUUCCCCUUCAUCAAUUAAAAAACUUAGUUAUUUACCAGAUAGAGAAAUGACUAUUUUAGCAGAAGGGAGUAGGCAAAGCCAAACAUUACCUGUUGAUUCUGAGCAUUCUCACCAAGAAGAAAAACUCUUAGAAAGAUCAGGUUUUAAAGUCAGUCAUUCUGAGCCCAGAAAUGGUACCAAUUCCAAGGAAGUUCAGCUUUCUGAUAACAAUACUCUAAUUAGCAUGGACAGACCGACUCCAGAUCUUCCUUCGCACAUUUUUCUUGAACAACGAGAGCUCUUUGAACAAAGUAAAUCUCCACAUACAGAUCACUCUGUGAGAAAACACCAUUCUCCCUCUUGUCUAAACCUUCCUCCUUGCAUUUUUCUUGAACAAAAAGAACUCUAUGAACAAAGCAAAGUCCCACAUGUAGAUCAUGAGAUGAGAGAAAGCCAUACUCCCCUUCCUCAAUGUCAGGAUUCUGUAGCUUCAGACCUUCAUUCUCCUAUUUGUCUUGAACAACAUCAGAGCAAAGCCCCAGGUGUAGAUGCCCACCGUUUCCUUUUUUCGCAAGGUCAGGAUUGUGUGGUAGAAAAGACUCAACAUAGACCUAACUCACCCAUUUCUAAUUUGAUAAAUGUUGAAGCCAAGUUCAAUAAUGUGAUAUCCCAGUCGGCCCCCGAUUACUGUCAAUUAGAAACAUCUGCAUCUACUCCACCAUCAAAUAGAAAAGCACUUUCAUGUAUUCGUAUAACUCUUUGUCCCAAGACUCCUUCCAAGUUGGAUAGUGGAACCUUAGAUAAAAGGUUUCACCUGUUGGAUCCUGCUUCUAAAACAAGGAUGAAUAGUGAGUUUAAUCGUGACCUACAAUAUAAAUCUUCGGAAUCAUUGGAACCAACCUCCAAAUUAUUGACCAGUAAACCUCUAGCACAGGAUCAAGAAUAUGUAGGUUUUCUAGGACCUAAAACUCCUCCGGACUUGCAAGCUGUACAAUCUCCUUUUCCAGAUAGUAAGACUAUUAUUCAGGACUUGAAAAACUUACCUUCUCAGAAUAGCCAGAUAGUUACCUCAAGGCAAACACAAGUGAACAUUUCAGAUUUGGAAGGAUAUUCCAAACCAGAGGAGACUCCGGUAUCAGCAGAUGGUUCACGAGAACAGAGUAAGCCUCAUUUUUCAGCCUCCUCUGGCAAAUUAUCAUCUGAUGCUGUCACUCAGAUAACAACAGAAAGUCCAGAAAAGACCAUGUUUUCAUCUGAGAUUUUUAUUAAUGCUGGCGACUGUGAAGAACCCAGUACCUCAAAGCCACCCACAGUUCCUGUGAAGUUUUCUUCAUCAUCUUCAGUGCAACAGAUUAGUCCUUCACAUGGUGCAGAUUGUCAGCCUGUACUAUUGCCAUACAAGCCAGCUGGUAGUCAGAAGAUGUACUAUGUUCCACAAUUAGAAGCAAUUCCUUCAUUUCCAGAUUGCAAAUCAUCAGACACUACCCUUGAGAGCUCACAUUCAGGAUCCAAUGAUGCUGUUGCUCCAGACUUUCCAGCUCAAGUGCUAGGCACAAGGGAUGAUAACCCCCCAGACACCGUAAAUAUUAAACAUGAAGAAGGGAUCUACAGUAAAAGAGCAGUAACUAAGGCAUCCUUCUUGGUUGGAAAAAAGCCCUUUCAGAAAGGUGAUGCAGAGGCUCCAAUUCAAGUGCCAGAGAUUCUCUCAGGUAAACAUAAAGAAGAGAUAUUUAGUCAAAGAGUUGUGACUAAGAUUGCCUGGCCUGAAGGAAAUGAAUGUUUGCAGAAAGACACUGAAGAUUCUAGUGAGACAAUCACUGCUGAGGACUCAGCUCAAAUACAAGACAAGAAGAUUGAGAACCUACCAGAAACUAAAGCCUUUAAACAGAAAGAGGAAAUCCAUAUUAAAAGGACUGUUUGUAAGGAAGCCAGGCCGAAAGAGAAAGAAUCCUUACAAAUAGAUAUUUCAGAAUCCAAGUGUCACUCAGAAUUUGAAAAUACUACUCAUUCUGUCUUCAGAUCAGCCAAAUUUUACUUUCAUCAUCCAGUGCAUCUACCAAACGAUCAAGACUUUUGUCAUGAGUCUUUGGGAAAGAGUACUCUUAUGAGGCAGUCUUGGAAAGAUUUCUUUCAGCAUCAUUCAAAUAAACUUAGAGAACCUACUUGUCUUCCUCUUUCUUAUCAAAGUGUGGACAAGACUAAGAUGGAUUACUCCAGAGGAAAGAGCCUCAGCAUCAAUAUGAAUCUGGGAGACAAUGAAGAGGCACAUGCUUCUAAAAGUCAGGCCAGAGAUAAUCUAAAAAAUAAAAGACAAAUAAAUGAUCCAAAAAAGGACCAUAAAGUUACCAAAGAACUAACAACACAGCCCACUACAAGUUUGAAUGAACUUUGGAACAAGUACCAGGAGCGACAGAAGCAACAGAAACCACAGAAGCCACUUGAUGUCAGUGACAAGAAAGAACUGUCUUUGAUAGAGCGUCUUGAUCGCCUGGCUAAACUUCUUCAGAAUCCCAUCACACAUUCUCUUCAGGUCUCAGAAAGUACACUAGAUGAUAGCAGAGGGGAACGAGACUUUAAGGAAUGGAAUAAUAAACAGCAGAAAAAAAAACUUCAGAAGCAGAAGCGCUAUAGAAGUCUAGAAAAAGGCCAUAAAAACAUAGGUGAUCUUAGAAAAAGCAAGGUAGCUUCUCAUCAGACUGGAAAGUCUAGUCAGAUUAAGAUCGAACAGAUUAAAUUUGAUAAAUAUAUUCUGAAAAAACAACCCUAUUUAAAUUAUAUUAGCAACACUUCUUCAGAUUCUAGGCCUUCAGAGGAAAGUGAGCUACUCACAGAUACUACCACCAACAUUCUUUCUACCACCACUUCUCCUCGUGACUCAGAUAUAUUAACCCAAACAGACAGAGAGGUUACUUUGCAUGAAAGGAGUAGCUCCAUUUCCACCAUUGACACUGCAAGACUGAUUCAAGCUUUUGGCCAUGAAAGAGUAUGUUUGUCACCCAGGCAAAUUAAGUUAUAUAGCAGCAUCACCAACCAACAGAGGAGAUACCUUGAGAAGCGUUGCAAGCAUACCAAGAAAGCAUUGAACAUAAGUCAUCCCCAAAUGACUUCUGAGCACACCAGAAGGAAGCACAUCCAGAUGGCAAACCACAGGAUUUCUUCUGACUCUGUUGCAUCUGCCAGUAGUUGCUUGAGCUUGGAGUCUACUCUUUGCACUGAGCAAAUAGUGCCCAUGUUCAACAAAGGCAUCCAAGCAGGUAACUUGGAGAUUUUGGAUGGUGUCAAAAAACAUACUCGUGAUGUUGGAGUGACUUUCCCAACUCCAUGUUCUAGUGAAGCCAGAUUAGAAGAGGAGAGUGAUAAGACUUCUGUGUCAGAAGAAAUAAUCAAAGAGAAAACACUCUUUGCCAGUCCUCUUGAAGACAAAAAGUUAAAGAGUAAGCAGAAUUCCUAUGAAGGAGUUUCCUGGUUUGUUCCUGUGGAAAAUGUGAAGCCUGCAACUAAGAAAGAAAACUGUCCUAAGAGUUAUGGUCCUGGUAUCUCCUGGUUUGAGCCAAUAUCCAGAACCAAACCUUGGAGAGAGCCACUGCGAGAACAGAACUGGCAGAAGCAGUGCAAGGUUGGUUGGGGAUUACAGCCAGGCCCAGGAGGAGAUGUUGGCCAAGAGCAACUGACGCCAUUCGUGAGGACAACUCUACAGGAAUCACUUCAGCUUCACAGACCUGACUUCAUCUCUCGCUCUGGAGAGCGAGUUAAGCGCCUCAAGUUAAUAGUCCAGGAAAGGAAGCUACAGAAUGUGUUUCAGAGUGAGCGGAAUGCGCUGUUCAAUGCCAUGCACCCCCUGCCUAAGAGAGUUCUUAGGAUGGUCCAGAAGAACAAACCUAUUGGGAGGAAGGAAAUGAUUCAGAGGUCUAAACGGAUUUAUGAGCAGCUUCCAGAAGUACAGAAAAAGAGAGAAGAAGAGAAGAGGAAAUCAGAAUAUAAGUCCAACCGGCUGCGAGCUCAGCUCUUCAGAAAGAAAUUGACCAGUCAACUCCUGGGAAGAAAAGUUCCGUGGGAUUAAUGUAAGAUUAUUUUCUCAGAGUCUUGGAGUUAUUUUUUUAUGAACCCGGAGAAACAUAGUCCUUAUUUUUAUGGAUCUGGUUUAAUAAAGCUUAUUCUUUGUGUUC